Messenger RNA from Pimephales promelas (fathead minnow), 1692 nucleotides. Lineage: Eukaryota; Metazoa; Chordata; Actinopteri; Cypriniformes; Leuciscidae. The record is from RefSeq and is a predicted model, not a curated record.
GCGGGGGUAUAGGCUACUUGGAGGCUCUUUCACGCACAGCGCUACGAUUGUACACGAGAACAAAUAGCCUUCUCGAAUUAUGAAAACAGAAAAGCUAGUGAAUGCAUAGUCAAAAUGCUAUUCGUAUGAUCCGAAAGUUUGUAUUGUAUAUGGACCAACUACACACUCCAUGAAGAGAAAAUCGAGGUCUGAACCGAGUGUUCCUGUUCGACUUGAAUGCGCUCUGAGCUCUGGACAGUUUUUGUGUUAUGCAAGUCCGGUGUGAUUCUUUCGAGUCUUCUUUCGUUUCUUAAGGUACGUUUCUUUUCUAUGCGGCUCCAGGACGUGAAGACAGCGUAUUCUUGGCUUCUGGAGGACGGGAGUUUUGUCGUUCCAGAAAGUGACUGAGACGACACACUGCUUGUGCUGGGUGCUGCACGAGACUGGACACGGAACGCGAGAGAGGAAGACAAAAAGACUCUCCAAGGAUGACUCUGGGGACGGACAUGUCGGACAGUUCUGCUCUGUCCGACGACGUGGACAUCGAUGUUGUUGGCGGGGAUAUUGUAAAAGAGGGUAAAUAUCUUCACCAUCAUCAUAGUUUUCACUUGGACAAUGACUCCGAUGACAAUCUAUCCCAGAAUGCGGGGGAGGGCGCAGUCUCACCGGGCCAAAGCAGCUUGGACUGUCCGGCUGACCGGGUCGGGCCACAGGAUGACAGCAGAACCGGUGCGUUAACUGGGGACAAACCAGGGAAAAAUGCGUUGGUGAAACCCCCUUAUUCUUACAUAGCCCUUAUAACCAUGGCUAUCCUGCAGAGCCCGAAGAAACGUUUGACUCUCAGCGAGAUCUGUGAGUUCAUCAGCAGCAGGUUCCCGUAUUACCGGGAGAAAUUCCCCGCGUGGCAAAACUCUAUCCGUCACAACCUGUCUCUAAAUGACUGCUUUGUCAAAAUACCCCGCGAACCCGGUAACCCGGGCAAAGGCAAUUACUGGACCCUCGACCCAGAGUCCGCCGACAUGUUUGACAAUGGGAGUUUUCUGCGCAGAAGGAAGCGCUUCAAAAGACACCAGGCCAACGAGAUCCUUAGGGACGCGGGGGGAUUUCUACCUGGCUUUGGCUACGGACCGUACGGUUACAAUUACGGCCUACAGCUGCAGAAUUUCCACGCGCAUCACCCCUAUCACCCACACCACCCGGGAGGCGCGUUCCCUUUCCAAAACGCACAUUGUGCUCUCCCAACGCCUUCCUCGAUAUUCUCCACGCCACACAGCUUGCCUUCGUUUUUGGGUACCGAGCUGAGAAAGCCUUUCUAUCCUCAACUCAGCCCCACUCUUCCUGGUCUGGCGCCUCUCAAAACGGACACAAAUGGCCCGAGCCGGCCUUCCUUCUCUAUAGACAAUAUAAUCGGUGCGGCUAGCUCUCCAGCUUCGCCGUACACCGCACAACCGAGUGGACAGGCUCAGAUCUUGGCCAUGCUGACUCCAACACUUGCCUCGGCCACGAACCACUUGAAUCUAACGCAGGACACGAUGCUUCAGCCGGGCACACAGACUUUCUCGAGCAAAACGCCAAGCCUUAACAAUUGCCAUUUCUAGAGUGGCAGCAAAUAGAAAGUGCAGCAGCCCAGUUUAUUAUGGUUGUUUCGUCCUUUGCUAAGGUAGGAUUUACACUUUUGCAAGACUAAAAUGCCGCCCGUUUCAUGUUUCUGAA